Messenger RNA from Dioszegia hungarica, 501 nucleotides. RefSeq lists its product as uncharacterized. The coding region runs from base 1 to 501 and encodes 166 amino acids. The record is from RefSeq and is a predicted model, not a curated record. NCBI's taxonomy places the organism in Eukaryota, Fungi, Basidiomycota, Tremellomycetes, Tremellales, Bulleribasidiaceae. The transcript has 2 exons.
AUGAAACUCCUCACUAUUGCUCUCCUCUUAGCCUCGGUCGCUUCUGUCAGAUCGGCAAACACAAUCGAAGUCAUUCUUCUCCACGGAUUCUCGAUGACCGAUCCAACGGGCAACGCUGCGACGGUGGUCGGACCAGCUGCUUUCGACUUACUGGUCGAAGCCGAUUUCGCUCCGUUCGUUCGUCAAGUGAAGGUCACUGACGCGACUGGGAGCGCCGCCCACUCGGCGAUGCACAUACUCUCGGCGCACAGAUUAUACCCUUCGGAAACGCGAGACAUUGAAGUUGGUUCAUCAGGUACUACCAGGCUUGCAGUUGUCUAUUACGAGCGACGAUCUUGUGACCGUUGUCUGCAAAGCCGCAUAGGUAGUACCCGUAAUCGAUAUGGACCUGCGUACGAAACUAUUCAAAAUGAGGUCUUGCUCAGACUAAAAACACCUAGAGAAUCAGAUCUUGAACAGAGUAUUAGGCAUAUCUACAAGUACCUUCCAUACCAGCUGUAG